UCAAAGGUCACAGGCGAGGGCGCCGCCCCCGCGGGAAGGGCGCCGAAGAGCCGCGAUGUCGGGAGAUGUUCGCGCUGGGUGUGUGAGGCCGGAGUGCGCGUGCGCCAGACGACGGAGACGGUAAAACACACAUUGUGUCGCUGCGGGACUUGAGCGCGAGCGCUGUACCACAGUACUUACUGCUCACUGGAGCAGCCAGAGGCUCGUCGCCGCGUGUCCGCAACGGCAGCGUCGGGCAACCCGGCUGCUGCCUGCUGGUAAACAAACACAGAGACUCGCCAUGAUGCGGCUGUGGACCUCGAUGCGGCUCGUCGGACGGUUGGCUGGACCCGUCCCUUUCCAGCAGAUGGCGUCGGCUCACAUCCCGCCCGGGACGGGAGCGACCGGGCGGGUGAUGCGGACCUACUUGUCUUGGUGUCCGCGUCCCUUCUCGGCAGCCCCCGAAGCCAGCAUCCCCCCCCCGGGCUGCACGCGGGUCCCAGCCAGGGGCAAAAGCAGCAGAGAGGGGAAAAAAGGGAGUAAAAAGAAAACACGGAUGAGUAGAGAGGAGGAUGAGGAUGAUGAAGAUCCUGACCCAGAAGCCAGCGACGAAGAGGAGGAACCCCACGAGGACCCCGACCUGCCCCGAAACUACAAAGACCAGGAAAGAGCUGUGGCGUCCCUGCGAUACGACCUCGUAAUCAGGGCCGCUCUGGAUAUACCGCGCAAUAAAAUCGACGACGCGUUCUACCAGAACAGGCUGAGGCUCAAUGGACAGCCGCUCAUCAAGAAGAGUAAAACGGUCUUAGUAGGGGACACGCUGGACCUGGUGCUGGAGGAAAAUGAGGAAGCGGGCACGGUCACCAUCAUGAGGGUCGUAGUCAAGGCGAUGGUUGGGGAAACGCAGAACACAGGGAAGCACAAGGUGCUGCUCCGACGAUGGAAGCAUUUGACCCUCCCCAAGGUCCAACAUGGCAAGUCAUGAGAGACGCUGGGCUCUCGGUGCCGAGAUGGGGCCCCUGGGGAGGACCGCAAUGGUACAGAUUGUUGCAAAGGGCUGGAUGUUGUCUCCAUGGAAACACCAGUGUGUCCCUCAGGUGUUUGUGUAGUUUGUAAUGUGGCAGAUAAGGCGCUGGGCUUCAGUGUCCAGCUGUGUGACGAACACACUUGAAACCUGUAGAGGUACAACAACGAGGUUUUGACCAGAGACAAUGGGCCAUUCCCCUGGGUCACGGUCCCUGCUUCAGUGUCACUUCACAUCCAACAAUGAGCGUUUCCUCCCAAGUAGAAGGAGGACUUCCUGUCACUUUGAUGACAUCACUCCCUCUUCUUCCUAAGUGCACAAGGCAAUAUGACAGUAAUAAAAGUAUUGUGACAUGGCAGCAGUGACACUGGGUGUGUUUCUCUUUUAUGUCACAGUUGUAAUUAUGUACAGUGCAUGCACGCACACACACACAAAUGCAAAAUGUAAGCCACGUUGUUUUUUCAGAUCAUCUUUUUUACCUAAGCAGUACCCGAACAGCUUCGGUCAAGGGUUCGCGCGUAAAAAUGAUUACUGCAGAACUGAAGGCAAG
This is a messenger RNA of Scleropages formosus (Asian bonytongue), 1553 nucleotides long. It is a transcript of the gene mtres1, whose product is annotated as mitochondrial transcription rescue factor 1. The transcript is spliced from 4 exons. The record is from RefSeq and is a predicted model, not a curated record. Gene Ontology annotation, molecular function: RNA binding. Gene Ontology annotation, biological process: regulation of mitochondrial transcription. Bases 281 to 964 code for a protein of 227 amino acids. Gene Ontology annotation, cellular component: mitochondrion. NCBI's taxonomy places the organism in Eukaryota, Metazoa, Chordata, Actinopteri, Osteoglossiformes, Osteoglossidae.